AUGGUAAAGGAAGGGACCAAAAAAAAGAAGGUACCCCGCGAUGAUCGCUCGGUUUCUUCCCGUGGCACAAAAGGGACGCGAGGCAAAUCACCCAAACGGAAGAAAAAGGGAGAAGAGGCCAAACGUGCAAAGUCUCCCAAAAAUCCAGAAAAACCAGCGUCUCGAAAGGAAGGAAAGGGUGGCCGUGGAGACCUCGCCGCCAGUUCCAAGAAUCCAGAAAAUAUUCUCGAGUAUAUUCCACAGGAAUACUUGGACAAUGUCGAAACUGCAGAACCCGUCUUGCAUUUCUUGCCCAAAAUGGUGGCCAGCGCGGAUGAAACUGGUGCUUCAGGGUCCAAUCCAGGAAGCGGCGUUCAAUCCAAUACCAAGUUUCCUAACUUGAGAGUCUUGCUCUCUGCAGCUGAAGAUGACAUUCGAUUGCAUCGUGCUCGUGUGCAAGCGGCCAAGGCCAACAAUAUCAAUUUCCUAAGGAGCUACAAGAUUGAAAAUGACGAAUUGUGGUUGCUCCGACAGCAGCGACUGAAUGAGAGAACAUUGAUGCUCAGCAAACUCAAUACGGAACGCUCUGUGAUUUUGAAGGAAUUACAAGAGUCCAAUGUCAAGGGAUUGACCUCGCAGGAAAUGACACAAGUCCAAUUAGCACGGUGGCAACGGGCGCUCGAACUAUAUGUGUAUGCGCCUCCAAAGUUGGGACAAGCGGAGACUGACGAGGAAGCCCAACGAGACUUGGAAUUUUUGGGGUUGUUGGAGAAGCUCUUGGAGCAUAUCACUGAGGAAGAAGACAUGUCCGAUAUCUUUUCGCAAGCAGCAGACAUGUGCAGCACUCUUGUCGACGUUACGAAACAGAUUGUGAAGGACGCAAGUGAACAAGUCGCAGAGGCUGAGGACGUUUAUCAAAUUCGAUUGGAAGCGCAUGAACUGUUUGGACGGAACGCUCUUACUCGGACGGAAGAAAUUCAGAAUCAGUUCCGUAUCAAUGGGCGUGCGGCUCUACAGAUUGGAAACCAACUAGAGUUUGCCGAAUCCAAACGCAAGCGAUGUGAAUCUGCGUCUGUUCUCAUUCGGCGAUGGUGGCUCAUGGAAAACACUGCCGAGCAAGAAGCACUUUCUGGCGAGGAAUUGAACGUCGAAGAGGAAGUCCGUGGAGUGGUACCCUUGGCAUCCUGUCGGAUGGAUCCUCUCUUUACCCGUCGCGAAAACUCAUUGGAUGCCGCGAGAUCCCUCAAGCAGCUGCGUCAAGUGGUGCGAAGUCGUUCCGGAAAUGCCAACAUGUCAGUGGAGAGAUCAGACGCCUCUGUCAGUCGUCGGUUUGAUCUCACGGCCAAUUUAAUCAAGCGUACUUCGGAGGCUUUGGAGCAACGUCUAUUGAACGAUUUCUCUGAAGCUUACGCCAAAGGAGGAGUCUAUGAAUUCACAGCCAAGCCUCGCCCGGGACAAAUUGAAUGGAAGAAACUAAAAGACCUCGCCAGAGCGCUGAAUCUCUUUAACAAUGGACGCAACCUCUUGGAGCGGUAUGUCCAACUAGUGGUAGGAACUCGACUUCCAGAGCUGUUUGAUUCCGCUAAGGUCAAGUCAUCGGGUGAGGAAAAGGAAGAGGAAAAUGACGACGAAGAAGAGUUUGAUAUGGAGGCGACAAGAAGCGAAUUGACCAACUUGUUCCAUCGGUUGUCGGAGGUCUGCACGGAAGAGUUCCAACUGAUUGCGUAUAUAUUUGACAAUCCGGACGCAGAUACUGGCAUGGGAGAAGUCAUUCCUCUCAAGAUUGCAAGGGCCCUAUGCACUCGUGUGAUUGGAGAUCCCAAGAAUGGAUUGCAAUCGAGAAUCAAUGAUCUUUUGGAUAGUAUUGAUAGAAAGACAGAUUUUGAUGCAGGUGCCAAGAAACUUGAUACAUUUGUUGUCAUUCACGAGAAGGCAUCUGGACUAUUCAGUCUGCUGAGGGAUAGCGCAGAGAAAUUGGUGUUGCAGACGGAAGAUUCUGAUAAGAAUGCUGACACAACCGCUGUAGAUUCUUUGAAGGCCUUCUUGAACUCGCAGGAGGCAGGCUUGAAUAAUAGCCAUCGUCACGGCUACUUGAAUCUGGAACUACGACUGUUGCACCAUGAAUGCUGCAACGCAUUAGAUCAAGCUGGGUGUAUUCUCAUGGCGCCAGCACGUAUCAGGGUGGACCAGAACCUUUUAGAAAAAGGAAUCUUGGAGGAGUAUCGGGCACCAUUGCUUCCGAUUUCGAAAAAUAGCAUCAAGAGAGCUGGAUUCAAUGAGCUUCUAAGUGGUCCACUAAAGCAGUCUGUUUUGCGACAGCCGUUGAUUCAUGCCACGGAUUCCUUGGCACGAGCUAGGCUCAUGUUUGGAAGUGGAAAGGAUGGCGGUGAGACUUCUGCUCGCGUAAUCACAUCCAUAUACAGUCAGAUGUGCAACUUCUAUGGCCAAGCAUUCCUCUACCCGAUUGCAGAAGCACUCCAGGAGAUGCUUAAGAGCAGCGCGCCUUUUGCAGCACCUCAACUACCAUUUAAUGAGGACGAGGCAGCCCAUGACAUGGGUGUCGAUCCAGCGUUUUGGGUUGCGCUAGAGCGCAUACAUGCAGCAGCAAAAGCCUUCGAUCGUGAGAUGUGGGCUGAAACCAAGAAAGGAAGCCUUCGAGUUUGGGAAUUGUUGAGCAUGAAUGGAGAGAACUCCAGUGCCUUGGCUACAGGACGCGAUUGUCGUAUUGAAUUCUUUUCAGAGCUUGAACAUCGUGGUGAAGAUGCAGUUCUUCGCGCCCUGGACACGAUGAGUGCCCAUAUUCAAUGGAUACUUGUUACCGGUGCAGAAGCAAUGUUAUCGUCUGGAGGUGCCCGGUUGUUCAACCAGUUGUCGGGACAAUCUGGAGGCCCAUAUGCAAUGUCAUCUGGAACAUCACUAGAAGCCCCAAACAGCCCUGCCGUGAAAUCACUAUGCUACUGUCUCCGUGUUCAGUUUGUUCAGGUGCAGUCGGCUCUAACUCCACAAUCUCUUUCCGCCUUUUGGACUGCACUUUCCAUGAGAAUUUAUGACAUUCUUGUGACUCGUUUGUUGCAACAUUGGUAUGUUUCGACUGUUGGCGCUGUCAUUUUGGCUCGUGAUGUGGAAGCUUUGCGGUCUGUUUCCACAUUGGCUGGAACGAAACAUGACCACUGGGAUAUUCUGCGGGAAUUGCUGACUCUUUACAUGACACCACCAGAUGCGCUGAAAAUUAUGCUCGUUGGAUCGGAAGGAGAUGCCUCGUCUGGCAAGGGACUAUUUCAGCGUGCUGGAAGAGAACAAUCCCUUGUGUUUAUGAGUCGCCGCGUUGAUUUCCGGUACAAAACUGGACAAGGACUUCGAAAAAGUAUUUGGGCCACGCAACUUUUGGACGAAUUGAAGGUUCGAGAUCCAAGCGACGGCCACAUUAAUAUGGGUCUAUUUGCUGCUGGGCGCAGAGUUUGA
Messenger RNA from Cylindrotheca closterium, 3441 nucleotides. NCBI's taxonomy places the organism in Eukaryota, Bacillariophyta, Bacillariophyceae, Bacillariales, Bacillariaceae. The record is from the annotation of a GenBank genome assembly.